AUGGAACUCCUCGAACUUGUCGAAAACGAACCCACCGCCCGCCCCUUCCAGUGCGAUUGGCAAUCUUGCAACAAGAGCUUUAACCGCAAGUCAGAUUUGCAGCGCCACUACCGGAUACACACUAAUGAGCGGCCCUACUCUUGCAUGACGCCCGGUUGUGGCAAGAGCUUCAUCCAGAGGAGUGCGCUCACCGUCCACAUCCGCACUCACACUGGAGAAAAGCCCCAUCAGUGCGCGCACAUUGGGUGCGGCAAGCGCUUUUCUGACUCCUCAAGUCUUGCCCGUCAUCGACGCAUCCACACUGGCAAGCGCCCCUACAAAUGCGCCCACGAUGGCUGCUUGAAGAGCUUCUGCCGCAAGACCACCAUGGUCAAGCACCAGCGCCGAUCCCACCAAAGGGGUCUGCAUCCCAACGAGUUGCUCGACGACUGCACCUCGGACUCGGACAGUGGUGAAUCUCCCGCGACCCCCAAGCACUCCGGCAUGCAAUGGCCCGUCCAGAACGUCAUGAACGCCGGCCCCCAGCCCAUGUCCCACAGCCAUAACCUCCACAGGGCAGCUUCCUUCGCCGAGUUUGGUCACCAGAUGGGCCCGUAUAACAGCCUGCCUCCUCAGCACUACGGUCACAGGCACACCGUUUCUGGUGGUCCUCACGAAUACCACGGCCAGCCUGUUCCCCCUCAGCACCCCGGCGUCCAGAUGAUCCAUCGCACCGCCAGCAUGCCCCAGACCUAUUAUGUAACAGAACAGAGCAAUCCAGGCGUUGCCACGAUGAACACGAACCCCAUGCCUCAACAAUACCAGAUCCCUCGCCAGCCCAUCGAGCGCCUCCCACUUGAGAUCCCAUACAGCGCCCCCGGCCUCACCUCCUCUAUCCAGAGCAGCCCCAGCAGCUUCUCCGCGGCGUCUGGACGGAGCCCGUCUAACCAGGAGGGAUUCUACACGCAUCAACCUACUCAGGCUGCCACCUAUGCCCUUCAUGCCGCCUCGCCCGUCGAGCAGCAGCAGACACACCAGUCGAUGGUCUCUUAUCCCUCGCCCAUUCCUCAGCAGAUCAGCCAACAGCCUGUAGGCUCACCGCAGCAGGCGAUGCCCACCCCCACGCCCUCUCAGGACUCAACUUCCACCGUCGCAGCAGAGCAGUACCAGCAACCCACCCCCCAGUCCGAGGGAGAGCAAUGGUACGGCAACAUGCCCUACCAGCCUCCCGUGGAGGUCGCGACCAUCGGGCAAAUCCCCACAUACGGAUCUGGUGUCUAUGAUCCCUGGGGUGGCCCCAAGCUUGUCGAGUUCGAGGACCCAUCGAUGCAGCUUCCCAGCGCAAGGAUCGCCAACAUGUAA
This is a messenger RNA of Scedosporium apiospermum, 1341 nucleotides long. RefSeq names its product C2H2 finger domain-containing protein. Bases 1 to 1341 code for a protein of 446 amino acids. Lineage: Eukaryota; Fungi; Ascomycota; Sordariomycetes; Microascales; Microascaceae. Gene Ontology annotation, molecular function: DNA-binding transcription factor activity, RNA polymerase II-specific; RNA polymerase II cis-regulatory region sequence-specific DNA binding. The transcript has 4 exons. Gene Ontology annotation, biological process: regulation of transcription by RNA polymerase II. The record is from RefSeq and is a predicted model, not a curated record. Gene Ontology annotation, cellular component: PcG protein complex; transcription regulator complex.